Messenger RNA from Selaginella moellendorffii, 1423 nucleotides. RefSeq names its product GDSL esterase/lipase At4g01130. The transcript has 5 exons. Lineage: Eukaryota; Viridiplantae; Streptophyta; Lycopodiopsida; Selaginellales; Selaginellaceae. Bases 101 to 1378 code for a protein of 425 amino acids. The record is from RefSeq and is a predicted model, not a curated record. Gene Ontology annotation, molecular function: hydrolase activity, acting on ester bonds.
UUCAAAGCUGUAUAUAAUUCAUGAAGCUUUUUAAAGCCUCUUCUUGGUCGAGCCAAAGGAGCGUAGUCCUUCCUGUAAAGAAGAAGAAGAAGAAGAAGAAAUGGCCGCUUUUCCUUCUUUGGUACUAGUGCCUGCAAAUGUUCCCUCUCUUUUGCUGCUCCUGCUCCUGCUCACAAAUUCUCUGAUAAAUUCCAAUGCCGCUGCCACUCUGACUUGCCCCGUGGGGAUUUUCAGCUUUGGAGACUCUCUCGCCGACACUGGGAAUUACGCAGCUGCGUUUCCAGAUCCACCAGCGCCUUCUACAUCCUCGAGUUCCUCCUCCGCAAUCCAAGUUCUAUCACCGCAGAGUUCCAGAGUCCACAAUUUCUUCAAUUAUCUCGACAUUCGUGCAGCCUACGAUGGUGCCAAGCUCGACAUGGAAUUCGAAUCCAGCAAGGCUGCGACCAAGCUGCCAUUCCGGGCCAGCAAUGGUCGCCUCGUCAUCGAUUUCAUAGCUCAAGCGUUCCGUGCUCCUUUCCUAGCUCCAUAUUUUCAAAACGUUUUGCCGGACUAUACAAACGGUGUCAACUUUGCAUUUUCUUCUUCAACAGCUCGCAACACUUCCAUCUCUGUUCCUUUUUACCUCUACAGGCAAGUCAAUCACUACAUUUAUUUGAAAGGAAACAUAUAUAAUGCCCGAGGAGGUGCCAGCUUACCACCAUUUAGCAUCUUCUCCACAGCCCUCCACUGGAUCUCAAUCGGUAUCAACGAUUUCUAUCAGAACUAUAUGGUCAAUAAUUUGAGUGUUUCUGACGUCAAGAACAAGGUGGUUCCUGAUGCAGUGCAUGCAGUCUCGGAAGCUGUCCAGAGACUAUAUGGAUUUGGAGCGAGGACUUUCAUGGUGAUGAACAUCCCAGCAGUUGGCUGCCUUCCAGCUUUCCUCAGCAAAUUCGGCACCGCAAACCCGGGUGACUACGAUUCCCUGGGAUGCCUUAAGAAUCACAACGAUGCCGCAAAAGCUUACGCUACACAGCUCCGUGUGGCUCUAUCAAAUCUCAGGCUAACUCUCCCGCAGGCUUUCAUCAUGUAUGGAGAUUAUUAUCAAGUUCACUUAGAUGCAGUCACAAAUCCAACACAAUACGGACUGCAUCCCAAUGGUACCUUAACUGCGUGUUGUGGAGGCGGAGGAAAGUAUAACGUUCCAGUAUCUCCAUGUAUCAGUUCCACUCCAGUGUGUGAAGAUCCCCAAGCUUAUAUAAGUUGGGAUGGCCUCCAUUUUUGCGAGAGCUUUAAUAGAGCGGUCGCGCUAACGUUCCUCCAUGGCGAUUAUGUGGAGCCGUGGCCCAAUUCCAACCUCACUGCGGCGUGCAGCUUAGACUUUAGCAAAUUCUAUUCUUAAUAUGUAAUAAUUCGUAUAUUUAACAUUGCGAUUUAAUUAUCUAAA